Molecule: messenger RNA, 732 nt
Organism: Triplophysa rosa
Lineage: Eukaryota; Metazoa; Chordata; Actinopteri; Cypriniformes; Nemacheilidae
Gene: sub1b
Product: SUB1 regulator of transcription b
Exons: 5
Coding region: 75-452 (125 amino acids)
Biological process (GO): positive regulation of transcription initiation by RNA polymerase II
Cellular component (GO): transcription regulator complex; nucleus
Molecular function (GO): transcription coactivator activity; DNA binding
Source: RefSeq, a predicted model, not a curated record
CCAUAUGGUUGGUUCUCAGUUUUUCACUUCCCGCCGCUGAGUGUGAUCGAAAGCAGUCUGCGCUACAUUUAACCAUGCCUAAAACAAAAGAAGUACUGUCUUCUACUUCUGGUAGUGAUUCAGAGAGUGACACAGAAACAAAGGCCAAAAGAAAGAAGGCAAGUGCUCCUGAGAAGCCUGCAAAAAAACAGAAAAGCGGAGAGACUUCCAGGCCAAGCGCCUCUGCUAAGAGUGACAGAAACAGUGAUGAUAACAUGUUCCAGAUUGGGAAGAUGAGAUACGUCAGUGUCAGGGAUUUCAAAGGAAAAGUUUUGAUUGACAUUCGCGAAUACUGGAUGGACCAAGCUGGUGAAAUGAAGCCUGGCAAAAAAGGUAUUUCAUUAAAUCCCGAGCAGUGGAACCAGUUAAAGGAACAAAUGUCAGACAUUGAUGAUGCAGUUAGAAAAUACUAAAAUCUCUCUGUACAUUGAAUAAUUGGUCAAUUCUUUUCAGAAUUACACUUUUUGGUGCACGGGGACUUUAGCAAACUGUGACCCCCUUUUCAACUUAAAAUGUUUGAUGUUAAAUAUUUUUUGUUCAUAUGUUGUUGUUGUUGUUGUCAACUUCCAACUGUGUAUUGUUUGUUGUAGACGUGUGUGCAUAAUAACUCUUGAAUGGGUGAUAUUUUAAUACUAUAGCUGCAUUGUCAUCAUACUCUGCCUAUGUUAAUAAAAGGCUUUUUUUGGUUUAGAA